Messenger RNA from Aspergillus nomiae NRRL 13137, 1302 nucleotides. Its product is annotated as alpha/beta hydrolase. Bases 1 to 1302 code for a protein of 433 amino acids. Lineage: Eukaryota; Fungi; Ascomycota; Eurotiomycetes; Eurotiales; Aspergillaceae. The transcript has 4 exons. The record is from RefSeq and is a predicted model, not a curated record.
AUGUCCUCCAAUAACUUCCGUAUCACCGAACAUACCGUACCUGGCUGUCACAUUCGCGAGUAUGCCGGGAGCACCGCUGGCCGCCAGGAAGACGUCCUGCAGCUGCAUGUCAAGCAGUAUACACCUCUAGAACGACCAGAGCCGCUCUCUCCAGAGGCGGUUACGAUCAUUGCUGCCCACGGUGUUGGCCUUGCCAAGGAGCUGUAUGAGCCACUGUGGGAUGAGAUACUACAACGCGCCGAGCAAAACAAUUUCCAGAUUCGCAGCAUCUGGGUUGCAGAGGCGGCGAACAUGGGAAUGAGCGCCAUUCUCAACGAAGACAAGCUUAGCACUGAUUUUUCCUGGAUGGACCAUUCUCGUGAUCUUCUCUUGAUGAUCAACCACUUUCGUGAGCAGAUGCCCCGGCCCCUGGUUGGGCUGGGCCACAGUUUCGGCGGAAAUAUCAUAACUAAUCUGGCUUUCUUACAUCCACGGCUCUUUACUACACUCAUCCUCCUGGAUCCGGUCAUCCAGUUGAACCCGCCAACCAUGGGCUUUGGUGCCGACCCUCCAAGCGCUAUUAAUUUCACGUUAUACCGUCAGGAUGUCUGGCCAAAUCGCCAAGCUGCCACGGCAGCCUAUCGAAAAAUGUUCCCUAAGAUGGACCCCCGCUGUGUGGAUCGCAUGGCGAAGUUUGGAUUUCGUGACCUCCCCACGGCUCUGCAUCCCGAGCCCUUGGAAGGGAGUGACCCAGCCAACCCACCUGUAACUCUGACCACCUCUAAGUACCAGGACAUGGUUGCUCAGAUACGUGAAAACUUCUCUGCACGCACGCCAGAUGGUCGAAUCCAGAUCGACCGUUCAACGCACGCCGACAUGGACCCGCUGGCCGCUUUCAUCCCUAUGUAUCGCCCGGAGCCGCGCGCCACAUUCUUUCGCCUCCCAACCCUUCGACCCUCGGUAAUAUGGGUUUUGGGGGAGAAGAGCUAUCUUCGACUUGAUGAGAUCCGAGAAGGAAUCAAAACAUGCGGUCACGGCAUUGGAGGCAGUGGAGGAGACUCUCAGGGAAAGGUCAAAGAAGCUGUGAUACCAAAGGGCAGCCAUCUAUUCCCCUUUGAAAAUGUGGCUGAGGCCGCCGAGGUUAGUUCUGCAUGGCUGGGGCAAGAAGUGCAAAAGUUUGUCAUUACGGAGAAGGACUGGGCCGUGAAGAGACAGUCCAUGACCAAACGCGAGCACCUUGUACUUGGUGAAGAUUGGUUUAAGACUAUCAAGCCUCUCAGCGCAUUUCGCUCUCCUAGAAAGCCAGGCAAAGAGCGCUUGUAG